GUCUGCCGAUCCAGAAUGUUUGAAAGCGUGCGCGAAAAACAACAACCUUUAAUAAGAAAAAUAAAGGCAUUUAUUUCUUAGAUAAACAAUACAAACAAACAUAAAUUUAUACUCUGUGAUUAGCGACAUGAGUUGCAUUACCAUCUAGUUGACGAUAUAAGCACGUGCUCAACUAAAACCGCAAGUACUGCUUAGUACUUGAAUAUUUCUCCCUCUAGCGAAGGAACAAAGAUUUCAAAAGGAUUUUAAUAUCAAAAUGAGUGCAUCAAAACGUGUUGCUGUUGUGACUGCGGCCAAACUACCUCUUGUUCGGGGUCUCUGUAAAGAGUUUCAGGGCGAUGUCAUCAUAACUGCCCGAGACAUGGCCAGAGGUAAAGACAUGUUGAAUAAAUUGAAUAAAGAAGGACUCGAGCCUGUUCUUCACGACCUAGACAACACAGAUGACGCAAGCCUCCAGAAAUUCCACAACUUUCUGCAGAAGGACUACGGAGGCCUGGACUUGCUAGUGAAUAAUGCAGCCAUAGUUAGCAGGAAUGCGGCUUUUCUCUCCUUUUCUGAACAAGUCAAGUUUGCCAUGGCAAAAAAUUUCUGGGGAACUUCAAAUAUCUGCAAGGUUCUGUUUCCAUUACUAAGACCGCAUGCUAGGGUUGUAAACAUGUUGAGUGGAGAAGAGCUAGGUGCAGAAUGGACAUGGAGCCAAGCACUACGGGAACGAUUCCUAGACCCAGAACUGAGCCUGGCAAAAAUUGAACAACUCAUGAAGGAAUUUGUUGAGUCUGCGAAAGCUGGGAACUACAAGGAAAAGGGCUGGCCAGAUCAUCCGUACGGCGUAACCAAGAUUGGAGUCACUCUGAUGGGUCUUGUCCAACAACGAGAGCUCAAUGCUGACAAACGACCAGAUAUUGUGGUCAAUUCGGGUUGUCUAGACAUCCAGGCUGUAGAUAUCGACAAGGAUACAAAGACCAGUGAUGAAGUUAACAACAAUAAUAGCUCCAAGAUUACAAAGCCCAGAAAAAAUCUUGCAGAUACCAUGCUUUAUCUCGCCUUGUUGCCACCAAACACUUCCUCCCCAAAGGGCGAGUACGUUAGUGGUCGGAAAAUCCAGAAGAUUUUUUAAGUUUGGAGACAUUGAUUGGACAAAUAAAUGGAGUUUCAGUGUGUUAACUUUUUGCCACAACCUUCAAAUUUGACCAUCCGACAGUGCUUGCAUUAACUUUUGAGAACUGGAAAUCUGAAGAGCUUAAUUCUUAUUUUUGAUUAUUUGAUAAUAAUAUUUUAAACUUUUGACUGUCCCAGAAACCGUUCAUAUGCUGUUCAGAAUUUUAAACAAAUUACUGUACAUUCAAGGUUUAAUUAAUGUCAGCAUUGUGUUUCUCUGCCAAUCUUGUAUAUAGAAAAUCAGUAAAAUGUCUUUAUAUGUAUAUGUUUAUAUAUGUAUAUAUAUAAAUAUAUAUAUUGGGUAUAAAAAGUAAACAUUGUUUUAUAGAAUUGAUAUAGUCUGUGUUUUGGAUAUGCUAAUUGUGUGGUAUAUAAAUACUAGCUAGAUUCCUGUCGGCAACAUGUCGAGCCCAAUGUGGUAUAUAAAUACUAGCUAGAUUCCUGUCGGCAACAUGUCGAGCCCAAUGUGGUAUAUAAAUACUAGCUAGAUUCCUGUCGGCAACAUGACGAGCCCAAUGUGGUAUAUAAAUACUAGCUAGAUUCCUGUCGGCAACAUGACGAGCCCAAUGUGGUAUAUAAAUACUAGCUAGAUUCCUGUCGGCAACAUGUCGAGCCCAAUGUGGUAUAUAAAUACUAGCUAGAUUCCUGUCGGCAACAUGACGAGCCCAAUGAUGCUUGUAGUUAUUUUACCACGCACAUGUAUGUCAUUUUGCCUUUAGUGUGACCUUGACCUUUGCCCAAGCAGCUACACACCUCCAUACAAUGAACUAUGGUGAAAGUUAUUUUGGAAUUGCAAAAUGAAUGAUUAGUCUGGACAAGCUAUAUAAUGACCAGAAUUAACCUUUGAUCCUAAAGUAUUGCCUUUAACUUAAAGGUAGAAAAACAGUUGUUACAUUUAACAGAAAGUCUCCACAUGGUGAACAUUUGUUUUAAAUUAUUUUAUAAUCGAAUGAUGAAGUUUCAAGUUAAAGUCCCGACAUGCAGUUUUAUUACAAAUUUGACUUUUGAAAAGUGUGAACUUGACAUUUGUUGUAGGGAGACUGGUUAUACAAAGGGUACUUGACAUUUGUUGUAGGGAGACUGGUUAUACAAAGGGUGCUUGACAUUUGUUGUAGGGAGACUGGUUAUACAAAGGGUGCUUGACAUUUGUUGUAGGGAGACUGGUUAUACAAAGGGUACUUGACAUUUGUUGUAGGGAGACUGGUUAUAGAAAGGGUACUUACAGUUUUCCUAUAUCAAGCUUUCUACAAACAGACUUGACAUUACAAAUAAAUAUUUUAAUAUCUGUAAUGGCCAUCAUAUGAUUGUUCACUUUUCACCAUUUUGGGAAUGGGACGGAGUCCCUUUGGAUUUCGAAAUUUCAUGUUUUGACUUAAAUUGUGAAAUAAGUGUUUUGUUGUGUGUUGUUUUUAUUGGUUAAAAAUCACUUUAAAAUUGACAUACAAAGUGAUUUAAAUAUUACAUUUCCUAAGGUUUAACACAUACAACUGGAUGGAUAAACUUAAUGUUGAGACUUGUAAAAAUAUAUUUUUAUAAAUAUAUUGUCUAAUGCAUGUUAUAACUAGUGUUACUGACAUUUUGUAAAUUAUUCAGGAGUACAUAUUUUCCAAAAUACAAUGAGAGCACUAACGUUAUUUUUUUUGGCAUUCAAAAUAUUUCACAUUUGAAAUUAUGGUAUUAAACUACUCCUUUCUUAAUUAUGCUCCCCUUCGAAGAAGAGGGGGUAUAUUGAUUUGCUCAUGUCGGUCGGUCCGUCCGUCUGUCUGUCAGUCCGUCCACCAGAUGGUUUCCGGAUGAUAACUCAAGAACGCUUAGGUUAGGAUCAUGAAACUUCAUAGGUACAUUGGUCAUGACUGGCAGAUGACCCCUAUUGAUUUUCAGGUCACUAGGUCAAAGGUCACAGGGACUCGGAAUAGUAAAAUGGUUUCCGGAUGAUAACUCAAGAAUGCUUAGGUCUAGGAUCAUGAAAUUCAUAGGUACAUUGAUCAUGUCUGGCAGAUGACCCCUAUUAAUUUUCAGGUCACUAGGUCAAAGGUCAAGGUCACAGGGACUAGAAAUAGUAAAAUGGUUUCCGGAUGAUAACUCAAGAAUGCUUACGCCUAGGAUCAUGAAACUUCAUAGGAACAUUGAUCAUGACUGGCAGAUGACCCCUAUUGAUUUUCAGGUCACUAGGUCAAAGGUCAAGGUCACAGUGACUCGAAACAGUAAAAUGGUUUCCGGAUGAUAACUAAAGAAUGCUUACGCCUAGGAUCAUCAAACUUCAUAGGAACAUUGAUCAUGACUGGCAGAUGACCCCUAUUGAUUUUCAGGUCACUAGGUCAAAGGUCAAGGUCACAGUGACUUUAUAUAGUAAAAUGGUCUCCUGAUGAUAACUCAAGAAUGCUUACUCCUAGGAUCAUGAAACUUCAUAGGUACAUUGAUCAUGACUGGCAGAUGGCCGCUAUUAAUUUUCAGGUCACUAGGUCAAGGUCACAGUGACUCGAAACAGUGAAAUGGUUUCCUGAUGAUAACUCAGGAAUAAUUAGGCCUAGGAUCAUGAAACUUCAUAGGUACAUUAAUCAUGACUGGAAGAUGACCCCUAUUGAUUUUUAGGUCACUAGGUCAAAGUCACAGAGGCAAAAAUGUAUUCACACAAUGGCUGCCACUACAACUAACAGCCCAUAUGGGGGGCAUGCAUGUUUUACAAACAGCCCUUGUUAUUUUUUGUUUUAACAAAGACAUCUAAAUGUGGAGUUUUGUUUUUGAAAUGUUAUAAUACUGAUAAGAAAUUUGUAAUAUUGAAAAAUGAUUAUUAUUUUAAUAAAACAGUAUUUCCUCUUG
Molecule: messenger RNA, 3978 nt
Organism: Dreissena polymorpha
Lineage: Eukaryota; Metazoa; Mollusca; Bivalvia; Myida; Dreissenidae
Product: carbonyl reductase [NADPH] 3-like
Exons: 9
Coding region: 257-1117 (286 amino acids)
Molecular function (GO): carbonyl reductase (NADPH) activity
Source: RefSeq, a predicted model, not a curated record